GCAUGAUGUGCUAGGCGCUCAGCAACAUCAGUGUGGCACAGGAUUUGCUGGUGUGUGGUCGUGCGAAUAAAGCAGUGACCCUCAAGAAUAGAAUAGAAUAGAAGUGUCGGAAGCCGAUUGCUGCUGCCUUUUUCCCUUUCGUCUCGUCGUCAUUGCAAUCGCACGCUACGCAUCAUCCGAGAAUGAAGCCUAGUUCAUUUAGCAAAUAUACUUAAAUUUCUCCAGCAGGCAAAGUAUCACAUCUAUUUACAGUCGGCGAAAGUAUUAUUGUUAGUUAGCACUGAAAAGGGAGAUAACCAUGGCCCCUGGACAACAAGAUCUUGUACUGAGCAAGCAUCCGCCAGAUAUCGAGGAGCUGCUUAGCCUGAACCCGCGCGCCAGCCCUCAUGCUAACCUGCAGCCGUCAUCUGUGACGAAGGUGAACAAGAAGCAUUGGAAGAGGAACAAAGUGAAGUGCGAGACGCAUUGCAGCCUCGAGAACGACUUUAGUGACGUGAAGCACACGACGCUGAGUGAGAGAGGUGCGCUGCGGGAGGCCGUGCGAUGCCUCAAGUGCGCGGACGCUCCGUGUCAGAAAUCUUGCCCUACGCAGCUCGAUGUCAAGAUGUUCAUCUCGUGCAUCGCCAACAAGAACUAUUAUGGAGCUGCAAAAAUGAUUCUGUCGGACAACCCGCUGGGGCUGACGUGUGGAAUGGUGUGCCCCACGAGCGACCUGUGCGUGGGAGGAUGCAACCUCUACGGGACUGAGGAGGGUCCUAUCAACAUCGGAGGACUCCAGCAGUUUGCCACGGAGAUGUUCCGGGAGAUGAACAUCCCCCAGACGCUUCCUGCAACUCUUCCUCAACCCCGCUGCGGCCCCGCGUCUAUCUCGUGCGCGACGUUCCUGGCUCGUCUGGGGUACACGUCGCUGACGGUAUACGAGCGAGAGGCGUGGGUGGGCGGUCUGAGCACGUCAGAGAUCCCUCAGUACCGUCUGCCCUACGACGCCGUCGCCUGGGAGGUGAAGCUCCUCACAGAUCUCGGUGUCACAAUCGAGAAGGGGCGUCAGCUCUCCCUCAAAGACCUCACAGUCAAGGGGCUGCUCGACCAGGGCUUCAAGGCAGUGUUUGUGGGCAUCGGCCUCCCUUCACCCAAGAGGAACCCCAUCUUCGCGGGGCUCACGGAAGCCCAAGGCUUCUACACCAGCAAGGAGUUCCUCCCCCAAGUGGCCAAGGCCAGCAAACCUGGAAUGUGCGGGAGCUGUAAAACCCCGGCGCUGCCCUCUCUGAAGGGCGUGGUGCUCGUGCUAGGAGCCGGCGACACGGCCUUUGACUGCGCCACCUCCGCCCUGCGCUGCGGGGCGCGACGCGUCUUCGUCGCCUUCAGGAGGGGCUUCACCAACAUCAGGGCCGUUCCUGAGGAGAUGGAGCUGGCGAGAGAGGAGCGCUGCGAGUUCCUGCCUUUCCUGUCCCCCCGGCGGGUGGUCACUAGGCAGGACCGCAUCACAGGCAUGGUCUUCGCCCGCACCGAGCAGCAGGAGGACGGUUCUUGGGUCGAGGACGAGGAUCAGACCACGCAGAUCAAGUGUGACGUCAUCAUAUCGGCUUUUGGUUCUCAUCUCCAGGACGAAGACGUGUUGGGCGCACUCGCGCCCGUUGAGCUCCAGGACAGCGGUCUGCCUCGCGUCGACCCCAUAACAAUGGGCAGCAGUGAACCCGCGGUCUUCUUCGGUGGUGACAUCGCGGGCACCGCAGAGACGACCGUCGAGUCCGUCAACGACGGCAAGACCGCCGCCUGGUCCAUGCAUAAAUAUCUGCAGGGUCUCGCGGGCGUCACGGUGCCGUUGGAGGCGGCUUUGCCGCAGUUCCACACGCCCGUCGAUGACGUUGACCUCAGCAUUGAAAUCUGCGGCAUCAGGUUCCCGAAUCCAUUUGGCCUAGCCUCGGCCCCACCUACGACCUCGGCACCCAUGAUGCGACGGGCGUACGAGGCGGGCUGGGGCUUCUGCGUCACCAAGACCUUCGGGCUCGACAAGGACCUUGUAACGAACGUGUCGCCGCGCAUCGUGAGAGGCACCACUUCAGGGCACGUCUACGGCCCCGGCCAAGGCUCCUUCUUAAACAUUGAACUCAUUUCGGAGAAGACCGCGGCCUACUGGUGCAAGAGCAUCAUGGAGCUCAAAGCAGACUUUCCUGACAAUGUGCUGAUCGCGAGCAUCAUGUGCAGCUACAACGAGGACGACUGGACGGAGCUGACCAAGAUGGUUGUGGCCGCUGGGGCUGAUGCCAUCGAGCUCAACCUCAGCUGUCCUCAUGGCAUGGGGGAGAGGGGCAUGGGCCUGGCAUGUGGCCAGGACCCUGAGAUGGUAAUGAAUAUCUGCAAGUGGGUGCGGACAGCCUCGCCCAUCCCCUUCUUCGCAAAGCUUACGCCCAACGUCACAGAAAUAGUCCACAUCGCGACAGCGGCUAAGGAAGGUGGCGCUGACGGCGUGACAGCCACCAACACCGUGUCGGGGCUCAUGGGGCUGCACGCAGACGGCACCGCCUGGCCCUCGGUGGGCGUCCAGCGUCGGACCACCUACGGCGGGGUGUCGGGUAACGCCAUUCGCCCCAUCGCCCUACGCGCCGUGUCGGCCAUCGCGCGCGCCCUGCCAGGCUUCCCGAUCCUCGCCACGGGGGGCAUCGACUCUGCAGACGCAGGGUUCCAGUUCCUGCUGGGGGGCGCUAGUGCCCUGCAGGUGUGCAGCAGCGUGCAGAACCAAGACUUUACGGUGAUCACCGACUACCUGCUGGGGCUGAAGACUUUGCUCUACCUCAGGCACACCGUGGGGGACGACUGGGACGGUCAGUCCCCGCCCACACCCCAGCACCAGCGGGGCAAGCCUGUCACUCUCGCGGGAGCUCUGCAAUCCAAGGAUGCUCUGCCAAACUUCGGCCCGUACCUCCUCGAGCGCGAGAAGCGCAACGCCGCUGCCCUGAAGAAGGGCGGCCGCGGUCGCUGUGCGCCUCCUGACGAGGACGAACUCUCCCGACGUCGCGUCGCUCUGCAGGCGAGAGGAGUGUCUACCGUCAAGGAUAUUGUGGGACUCGCGCUGCCUCUCAUAGGCACCUACGGCGACCUAAACAACCUGCAGCAGAAAGUCGCGCUCAUCGAUCCUGAAAUGUGCAUCAACUGCGGCAAGUGCUACAUGACUUGCAACGACUCAGGCUACCAGGCGAUCACGUUCGAUCCUGAGACGCACUUGACGAAGGUCACAUCAGACUGCACGGGCUGCACCCUCUGCGUCUCCGUCUGCCCAAUUAUUGACUGCAUCAAGUGAGUUGAUGGCAGCGGUGAGGUAGACUGCAUCAAGUGAGUUGAUGGCAGCUGUGAGGUAGACUGCAUCAAGUGAGUUGAUGGCAGCGGUGAGGUAGA
This is a messenger RNA of Hyalella azteca, 3393 nucleotides long. It is a transcript of the gene su(r), whose product is annotated as dihydropyrimidine dehydrogenase [NADP(+)]. Lineage: Eukaryota; Metazoa; Arthropoda; Malacostraca; Amphipoda; Hyalellidae. Gene Ontology annotation, cellular component: cytosol; cytoplasm. Gene Ontology annotation, biological process: uracil catabolic process; thymine catabolic process. Gene Ontology annotation, molecular function: uracil binding; NADP binding; iron-sulfur cluster binding. The record is from RefSeq and is a predicted model, not a curated record. The coding region runs from base 299 to 3298 and encodes 999 amino acids. The transcript is spliced from 19 exons.